Molecule: messenger RNA, 4483 nt
Organism: Panicum virgatum (switchgrass)
Lineage: Eukaryota; Viridiplantae; Streptophyta; Magnoliopsida; Poales; Poaceae
Product: LRR receptor-like serine/threonine-protein kinase GSO2
Exons: 2
Coding region: 555-3767 (1070 amino acids)
Molecular function (GO): protein binding
Source: RefSeq, a predicted model, not a curated record
AUUUCCUUCUCAAUCACAACUGCUGCGUAGGUGAGAUGGUAAAGGAGCAACAUGUGAGGCAAAAGGUUGCGGGUUCGAAUCCCAACCAAAGGAUAUUUUGGUACCGGCUCGAACUUUGACCCGGUACCUAAAAGAGUCUUAGGCAUCGGUUCCUUAACCCGGUGCCUGAAGAUGGAGACAAAGGUCCCAGUUUUGGGGUACCGGUUCAAAAACCGGUACCUAAGGACUCUUUUCUAGUAGUGAAACAUGAAAGUGUUUUGGGAAAAGGAUCAAAUUGCAAAAAAAUCAGCAUGAAUGAGGAGCUUGCAUGCAUGAAGUUUCAAGUAAAUUUCUACUUACAAGCCUAAUAUUCACUUAGAAAUAAUAUCAUGAGGCUUAGUAGUAAACAACUAUUGAAUUUACAUUUGCAUUUCUCAUAUUUUUCUAGUGAAUGGUUGUCCCUGAAAUAUAAUGUGGCCUGAUCUGGUAUAUAUUUAUAGACAUUUGGUAUAUAUCGAGAUGUUAUACAAUUUAAGUGUUUAGAAUCCUGACACUACUAUAUUUACAUACUUUUCAUGCAGAAUUAUAGAGCGUAUGGUGAGCAUGACACAGUUUUCACGAUCCAUGAUCUGGUGCAUGACUUGGCAACCACACUCCUCGGUGAAAAAAUUCUGGACCAGAGUAAAGAAGACUACACUGGGGGGAGCAGCUGCCGCUUUGCAUUGCUCACUGACUGUAGCAAGCCACUGGAGUCAAGCACGACUUCUCUUGCCAUGCUAAGGGCACUGCGUUUUAUGGACUGUCGGGAUUGUGAGGUACAUGGAUCUGCAUUUUGUGCUGCCAACUCCCUUCGAGUGUUGGAUUUAAGCGAGUGCCUCAUAAACAAGUUGCCAGAUUCUAUUGGUCGAAUGAAGCAGUUGAGGUACAUUAAUGCUCCAAAGAUCCAGGACCGAAUGAUUCCAGAAUGCAUCACAACGCUCUCAAAGUUAAGGUUCCUCAGUCUUCGCGGGUCUUGUUUCAUCCUAGCAUUACCAGAUUCGAUUGGAGAAAUUCAAGAUCUGGUGCAUCUUGAUUUAUCUGGUUUCUCGGGCAUAGAAGAACUGCCAGAAUCAUUUGGUGACCUUAAAAGUUUGGAGCAUUUGGAUUUUGCAAAUUGUCAAAAUGUCAUAGGAGUGUCACAAUGCCUGGCUAGAUUUACAAAACUGCAAUACUUGAACUUAUCUAACUGUGAAAAUGUUGGACAGCUACCAAAAGCAUUGGGCAGUCUCACAGAAUUGCAAUACUUGAACUUAUCCGACAGCUCAUACCUUUCAGGAAACGUACUUGACGAGGCAGAGUUUUUGGGCUCCCUGACCAAACUCAAAUAUCUGAACCUAUCUGUAGGGGAAGAGUUACCGGACAUAAUGAGGUUGCCUGAAGCUUUGGGUAGCCUCACUGAACUCAAGUACUUGAACUUAUCAGGUAUAUAUUGUCUGAAAAAAUUGCCUACAUCAUUUGGGAAUCUCUGUAACCUGGUGCACCUUGACUUGUCAAGAUGUUCUUAUCUUCGAGAUGUGUCAGCAGAUCUCAAUGGGUUAACCAAGCUCCAAUAUUUGGAUUUGUAUGGGUGCUCCGCUUAUGCACAUGCCAUGGAAGGGCUACAAGAAGUUUUUGGUAAUCUCAGUGAACUUCGACAUUUGAAUUUUGGCAACAUUUAUCAGAGUCUUCUCUAUCCAGAUGAAAUAAAUGUUCUCCUGGAGCGGAUCUGUACUCUCACUAAUCUUGAGUAUCUGAAUCUUUCUCAAAAUGAUACAAUGUCCAGCAUACCUGAAACUCUUUGUAACCUCAAGAAGUUACAUACACUAGACCUUUCGGGGUGCCGAAGUCUGCGUAGGCUGCCAGUAAGUAUAUCUGAAAUGCACAGCUUGAAGUUUGUAUACAGGAGCGGUAACUUGGGUUGGUCCACGCUACCUCAGUACAAUACUGUUGAUGGUAAUCUCAGUGAACUUCGACAUUUGAAUUUUGGCAACAUUUAUCAGAGUCUUCUCUAUCCAGAUGAAAUAAAUGUUCUCCUGGAGCGGAUCUGUACUCUCACUAAUCUUGAGUAUCUGAAUCUUUCUCAAAAUGAUACAAUGUCCAGCAUACCUGAAACUCUUUGUAACCUCAAGAAGUUACAUACACUAGACCUUUCGGGGUGCCGAAGUCUGCGUAGGCUGCCAGUAAGUAUAUCUGAAAUGCACAGCUUGAAGUUUGUAUACAGGAGCGGUAACUUGGGUUGGUCCACGCUACCUCAGUACAAUACUGUUGAUGGUGAAUGCUUUGUGUGCGAGUAUUACGGAGCUGAUUUUUUGGUGAUAAGAAGGCUUCAAAAUGUGAAGUCGGUAGAAGAGUUACAGGCAAUGAAGCUCGUGGAGAAGACACAUAUUAGAAGGUUAAGUUUAGAAUGGACAGGAGCUGUGAGUAGAUUUGUGGAGGACGCAGAAGUUCUGAGGGAACUAGUGCCACCACACAGUGUUUCAUUCUUCUGCCUACAAGGUUAUAAUAGCAUCAGUUUUCCAUCCUUGGUUAUGCGCAUUGGUGCUUAUUUACCUGGUCUGACCACUAUGGAAAUGAACAACUUGCCCAGAUGUGGUAGCCUGCCAACACUUGGUCAGUUACCAAACCUUCAGAACCUGCGUAUCAUACAAAUGCACAGGAUUAAGAAGAUUGACGUGCACCUGUACGGGGGGUCAAGAGCAUUUCCUCGACUUGAGAACUUCACCAUAGAUGAUAUGAAAUGCCUAGAAGAGUGGGACACGGAGGACGGUUUGAAUGAGCCCCCAUUCCCAUGCCUCAGUUCUGUAGAGAUAAAACGCUGCCCAAGGUUGAGGAUCAAACCACAUCUGCCACGAAGUAUAAACAAGUUGAAGGUACACAGUAGUGACAAAGUAAUGUUGUCGUCACUGGGGAACAGCGGCCUCUUUCUCUCAAGUCUUCACGUGGAAUGCUGCAUGGUGCCUCUGUGUCACUGGAGCUUGCUUCGCCACCUCCGUUCCCUCGAACAUUUAGAGAUUGCAGAAUGCAGCGACAUUACAUGCAGCUCAACGGAUUUCCUUCAAGGUCUCACGUCCCUGACUGUGAGAGGUAAAGAAAAGUACCUCACUGGGGGUGGUCACGAAAACUUCUUGCUGCCUGUCCUGACGCUGCCGAACUGGCUGGGAGACCUUACCUCUGUCACAGAACUUGAGAUAAGUGACUACAAGUUUGUCAUGGUUCUGCCAGGCACCAUACAAAAACUCACCCACCUGCAAACUCUAAUUUGCAACAGAAUGUUUUCGCUGCCGGAGUGGUUGGGAGACCUCAGAUCUCUCACGAGACUUGAGCUACAUGUUUGCUCGUGGAUCAAGACUCUGCCAGACAGCAUACAACUACUUACCUGCCUGCAAACUCUAGAAGUGAGAUUUUGUGAAAGCAUGGUAUCGCUGCCAGAGUAUUUGGGAGACCUUACAUCUCUCAUGGAACUUAAAAUAAUGUACUGCAGGCGCAUCGAGACUCUGCCAGUCAGCAUACAACAACUCACUCGCCUGCAGACUCUAGAAGUGAACAGUUGCAAGGGCAUGGUUUCUCUGCCGGAGACGUUAGGAGACCUCAUUUCUCUUACAAGCCUUUGGAUAUCUAAUUGCACGGGCAUCAAGUCUCUGCCAGGCACCAUACAGAAACUCACCAGUUUGCAGUGCCUAACGAUUCAUGGAUGCCCUGAACUAGUUCAGUGGUGCAAAUCGGAGGAGAACAAGAUGAAGCUCGCACAUAUUAUAGACAAGGACUUUUGACGGAGACUGCCAAAUGAUGAUGAGUCAGAAACUGAUGAAGAAUCAGGAAGUGGUCAUGAAGAUCCAGUAAUUGAUGAAGAGCCGGAAAGUGAUGUAGAGCAAGAAACUGGUCAGAAACUGAUGAAGAAUCAGAAAGUGAUGAAGAUCCAGUAAUUGAUGAAGAAUCAGAAAAUGAGGAAGAACUAGAAAUUGGAUUAGAAGGUGAUGAAGAGUCAGAAAGUGACCGAAGAGUCAGGAAGUUGCAAAGAGUUGGAUAACGAGGACUUCGAGAGUGAUCGGGGGGAAACAUAAUCCAAGUGCUGCAAUGCAUAGUUCAGGAAGUGUCUUUUCUGGAGAAGUCAUAAAGGAGCCCCCUACUUAAAUUUUAUUAAGACAGGAAUGCAGUUGUACAUCAGCAAAAAGAAAGAAAUGAAACAAUAUUUUUGAAAAAGAUAAUAAAGAGGAUAAAAGAAGGAAAAAGAGACAAAACUGACAAAGUCCUAUUGCAGCUUCCUGUGUCCGUUGUUGAACCCAAUGUAUCAGAUUGUCUCUUCUGUUGUUAUUGUUCUGUUUCCUGCAAGAGUUUUCAUUAUUCUCGAACAGUUUCUCAAGUCGCCUAUGCUAUUUAUUUAGCACCAUAGUAGCAAACAGUGUUUGAGUACAAAUUUGUAUCAUUUGAUUCAUUUCCCACAAAUUUUAUGAAUUGCCAAAAUGUAAUCCCCACAAUUCAAUCUCCA